ACAGAAGCUCACCCAGUGAGUGAGUCAGUACCCCUCAUUCCACUUCCUCCAGCCGCCUCCAUUUCCUCAUUCUCAAAAUUCCCGAUGGCCGCCACCUCCCUCUCCAUCUCCCCAAACCCUAGCUUCACCACCACCACCUCUCACAAACCCUCUCCCUCUCUCUCAACCCCAACCCACCUCAAAUUCCCAACCACCACCACCACCUCUCCCAUCCCCACCAAAUCCUUAUCCACCCAACACCUCUCCCAAACCCCAACCCCACGCGCCACCUUCUCCACACGCGCCUCCGCCGCAGCCUCCACCACUCCCUCCACCUCCUUCCACGGCCUCUGCUACGUCGUCGGCGACAACAUCGACACUGACCAGAUCAUCCCCGCCGAGUACCUCACCCUCGUCCCCUCCAACCCCUCCGAGUACGAGAAGCUCGGCUCCUACGCCCUCUGCGGCCUCCCGGCGUCCUACUCCACGCGCUUCGUCGACCCCAACGAGACCAAGUCCAAGUACUCCAUCGUCAUCGGCGGCGCCAACUUCGGCUGCGGCUCGUCCCGCGAGCACGCGCCGGUGGCUCUCGGCGCGGCGGGAGUGGCGGCGGUGGUGGCGGAGUCGUACGCGCGCAUCUUCUUCAGGAACUCGGUGGCCACCGGCGAGGUGUACCCGCUGGAAUCGGAGACGAGGAUUUGCGAGGAGUGCAGGACCGGUGAUGUGGUGAGCAUUGAGCUGAGCGAGAGCCGUCUGAUCAAUCACACGACUGGGAAAGAGUAUGUGUUGAAGCCGAUCGGGGAUGCCGGUCCGGUUAUCAGAGCCGGUGGCAUAUUUGCUUAUGCCAGAGAGGCUGGGAUGAUUCCAACUUUGUCUGGUUAGAUUUUUAACAAUUUCGGUUAUGUUAUGAUUCUCCUAUGAAUAUUGAUAGAAUGCAAUUCUCUUUGUGUUUAGGCUGCUUUUGUUUGCUCUAUCACUUCUAUGGUUUGUAUCCUGGUGACUGUUGUAUUAUGCUAUUUAAGAAAUAAAAGGCAAAUAGAUUUUGCAAGUGCUUUUGAUC
Messenger RNA from Rosa rugosa (rugosa rose), 1039 nucleotides. RefSeq names its product 3-isopropylmalate dehydratase small subunit 1-like. The record is from RefSeq and is a predicted model, not a curated record. Lineage: Eukaryota; Viridiplantae; Streptophyta; Magnoliopsida; Rosales; Rosaceae. The coding region runs from base 85 to 861 and encodes 258 amino acids. Gene Ontology annotation, molecular function: hydro-lyase activity. The transcript has a single exon.